AUGCUUCCUGCAUUAGCAGGGCCGAAGCGUGUGGGUCACCGUCCUCAGUUCCGCGUCUGCUACCUAUGCGGUCAGCAGUUCGGUAGCGCCUCCAUAGGCAUUCAUGUUCCCCAGUGUUACCAGAAGAAGCUCAGUCAGUGGGAGGGGAAUGACCCGGCUAUCCGUGGCCCAAAGCCGAAGCACCCCGACACGGUUAAGUGGAAAGGCGGCAAUGGUGUCUCGGUUGAGGCAAUCAAUCAAGAACAAUAUCAAGAGUUCAAUGCCCAGCUGGUGCCGUGCCCACACUGUGCCCGCACAUUUCUGCCAGACCGGCUACCGGUGCACUUGCGCGGCUGCAAAGGUGAUGGAAAGGAUGUCAUCUCACCCUCCAAAACAAAGGCGGGUGGGGGUGCGGGCGGUGCACCAGGGAGGGGCAAACGCCAGAGCGAGCCGCGGCGCUCGCCUCGAGGCCGGUCACUUUCCCCCGGCCCCCCGCUUCUCCCGACGUGUUACCUCUGCGGUCAGCAGUUCGGUACUGCCUCCAUCGGGAUCCACGUGCCGCAGUGCUACGAGAAGAGGCUGGCACAGUGGCAGAACGCCGACCCACGCUCGCGCGGCCAGCCUCCAAAGCACCCCGACACAGUGAACUGGCGCGGUCGCUCCGGUGCCUCAGCUCGCGAGCAGAGCGAAGAGCAGUUCCAGGAGUUUAUGAACAACCUAGAGGCGUGCCCCAACUGCCGUCGCAGGUUCUUGCCCGACCGGCUAGUGGUGCACUUACGCUCAUGCCGCCCCGACAAUCCAGCCACGGCAGCUUCUCCAUCCAAGGCAAAGGCCAGCGGCGGCCUCAGCUCGCGCACCCCCACAACAGCUGCGGUAUCAGCGGAGACUGUAUCCACAAAGGGUAGCGGCGGUGACGAGCGACGGCAUACUGAAAAGCAGCAGGAAAGCCGCCAACGACCAACCUCCUUCGCCAGCGAGGACCGACUUCAUCCGAAGCACAACAGGCUCCCUUGCAACUCCGCCCUUCCCGCUGAGAGUCGUGUGUGCCCGCAGUGCGGCGUGGUGGAGUACGACACCUAUACAAAGUUCUGUCGCGAUUGCGGCCACCACUUCGUCUCCAAGCAGCACUCCAACCCAUGUCAGCAUUGUGGAGAAGACAUUCCGCGUGGGUCCUGCUUUUGCGGCACGUGUGGGCAGCCUGUCCAAGGAGCACCAUCGCACAGACGUACUCCAGGCGGGACCAACGAGGGCGUGUCGACUGCACGCCGCCUCGUGUGCCCGGCGUGCGAGGCGCUUAGCGAUGCGGACGGCAACUUUUGUGACAACUGUGGCGCCGCGCUAGGCGAUGCAGACGUCGCACCGGCCACUGCAGCCACCGCUGCGUCUCCUUCCUCCUAUACGGGACGUUCAACGGAGUGUAAGACGUCGCUCUACUGUGCUAAUUGCAAAGAAGCUGUAGAGGACAAAAAGGCUCUUUUUUGUGAGGACUGCGGGGGCCGACUAGAGGUACUGAAGGUGCCCCCCACCGAAGAUGGUGGUUCACCUGACAGCUGUAAUAACACACUACCGGUGACCAACAUGGCACGACUGUCGACUGCGAAGGUGGGCAAACCACAAGAGUCCACUUCAAGGGCGCGAGCUAAGAACUCCACACUGGCGGCAACCAAUGUUGCCUCUCCAACCUCAUCUGCGAUGUCCAACCUGUGGCACCCUCAAGAGGAAGACGGCGGCAAUGAGUUGCCUGCACACACCGAGAGCGAUGUAGAGCGGCUGCCGUGCAGACACUGUGGCCGCCGCUUUGUCUCAGAGUCGCUAGGAAAGCAUGAGCACAUCUGCGCCUCUCUAAAGAAACGACGGGUAUUCAAUGCGACGAAGCAGCGGCUCGCGGAAGGAGCCACGGCUGCAGCCAAGGUUUCUCCAGCGCCGCAGCCCAAAGCUCCAACGCGGGACUGGAAGGCGGAGAGUGUGGCGUUUCGUCGCGCAAUACGCGAAGCUCGGCACGUGGAUCAAGUCUUGAAAGCAGGUGGAACCAUCAAGGACUUGCCGCCACCAACGUACUCUAUCAAUCCUGAUUACGUGCCAUGUCCACACUGCCAGCGCCGCUUUGCUCCAGACGUCGCAGCGCGUCACAUUCCUCGAUGUGCGAACACAGUAAACCGCCCCAAGCCACCUCCACGCCGCCGUUAA
Leishmania braziliensis MHOM/BR/75/M2904 is the source of this 2166-nucleotide messenger RNA. RefSeq lists its product as hypothetical. The transcript has a single exon. Bases 1 to 2166 code for a protein of 721 amino acids. The record is from RefSeq and is a predicted model, not a curated record. Lineage: Eukaryota; Euglenozoa; Kinetoplastea; Trypanosomatida; Trypanosomatidae.